Phoenix dactylifera (date palm) is the source of this 723-nucleotide messenger RNA. RefSeq names its product ethylene-responsive transcription factor ERF105-like. The record is from RefSeq and is a predicted model, not a curated record. Lineage: Eukaryota; Viridiplantae; Streptophyta; Magnoliopsida; Arecales; Arecaceae. Gene Ontology annotation, biological process: regulation of DNA-templated transcription; ethylene-activated signaling pathway. Gene Ontology annotation, molecular function: DNA-binding transcription factor activity; DNA binding.
AUGGCGGAUGACCAACGAAUUCCUCGGCUCUCCGAACCCUCAUCCGACAGCACCUUCCUCGCCGAACCACUCCCCCGAUCUCCCCCAGAAUCAUCGCCGUCAAUGAUCCCGCCUCUGAUCGGAUCGCCAACCACAACUUGGGGUGGUUCCGAUUUGACUCCAAUCGCCUGCCGCCCCCCUGGCCAUCUCCCUCCGGCCGGCGCGAAGGGUCGAGUGGACGAGGCCGGAGCGGGGAAGCCGGCGGACUUCCGGGCGGUACCGCGGGGUGCGGCAGGCCCGUGGGGGAAGUUCGCGGCGGAGAUCCGCGACCCGAAACCGGCGGGGCUCGAGGGUUUGGCUCGGACGUACGAAACAGCGGAGGAGGCAGCCCGGGCCUACGACCGUGCCGCCUACCGCUUGCGCGGGAGCAAGGCUAUUCUCAACUUCCCCAACGAGAUCGGCAGAUCCGCCGACUGGAUCCGCCAGCCGCAACCGCCGGCGACGGCGGCGGGGAAGAGGGGGAGGGAGGACGCGGUGGCGGAGGAGGAAAGGCCGAUCAAGAGGGAGAGGUCGCCGGAUUCCGGGGAUGAGGAGGGGAAGGAGAAUAUUCCGUCAUCGACGGCGUGCCCGUUGACGCCGUCGUGCUGGACGAGCGUGUGGGAGAGCGGGGACGGGAAGGGGAUAUUUAGCCUGCCGCCUUUGUCGCCGUUAUCUCCGCCGUUCCCGCAGCUGAUGGUGAUCUGA